Messenger RNA from Topomyia yanbarensis, 1619 nucleotides. RefSeq names its product ankyrin repeat and MYND domain-containing protein 2. NCBI's taxonomy places the organism in Eukaryota, Metazoa, Arthropoda, Insecta, Diptera, Culicidae. The transcript is spliced from 2 exons. Gene Ontology annotation, molecular function: protein binding. The record is from RefSeq and is a predicted model, not a curated record. Bases 137 to 1414 code for a protein of 425 amino acids.
UUUUUCUUUUGAUUCAACCUCGAAAGCGCAUGUUUACUUUUCACUCAUCAGUGCGUCCCAGACAAAAAUUGCUUACUUUUUCCUCGCUUUUAAUUCUAUUUCCAGUGUCGACACGUAAGAAUAACUGCCGCUCAUAAUGUCCGUCAAGGAUCUAGCUCAGGAUCAAUCAGCGAGUCUUACUGCGGAACGUAUCGAGGAAGCUGCUCCACAGGUACCAAAAGUGAUACUUUCUGCCGAACAGAGAAAUAUUUUCGACCGCAUCUCCAAGAAUGAAAACAGUGAACUUAAGCUGGCGUUGGCUCAGUUUAAACAGAGCGUAGAUUAUGUGGACGAGAAUGGGAUGACUCCGUUGCAACAUGCUUCCUAUAAGGGUAAUAAAGAUGCAGUCCAGCUGCUUUUGGAUCAGGGCGCGGAUGUUAAUUCCGGCAAGCAUGAGUACAAGUACACGGCGCUACACUUCGGAGCCCUGUCCGGUAAUGUCGAUGUCUGUCUAAAGCUACUGCUAGCAGGAGCUAACUCAAAUGCUACCAACUCUGUCGGUAGGACCGCCGCCCAAAUGGCUGCCUUCGUGGCGAACCAUCAAGUCGUUGCUACAAUUAACAAUUUCGUUCCUAUCAAAGAGAUUGAAUGCUACACGAAAGUUCAGGGUUCUCACACGGAAGCAUUGCUACCGGUGGUGCACCUUGAAGGAUUUCACAAGUUUGUUAUGCAGAUAAACAUUCAUCCGGUGCGGAUUGCACUGAACUUGCAAAAGUAUGGUUUAUUUGUCGAUGACUUGAAGCGUAUCAAAAAAGUUUUGGGAGAGAUGAUGGAGCGGGAGAUGAAACGGCGAACUGAGGUUAACGAAGUCAUGGCGUUCAAGUAUCACUAUUUGGGAUAUUUUGUAAAUGAGAUUGGUAAAUGCCGGGACUACUUUUUAGCGAGAAAAGACGGUACCGGUGCUAGUGCCAAGGACCAGAAGAGCGAUUUUGUGGAGCUUUUUGCCAGAAGGGUUCUGAAACCUGGGAAAGACGGUUCUUUGGAGUACAUUGAGGCGACGAUUCGUGAGUGCGUUAGGGAGUUCCCCUUUCGAGAGUGUACCAUCUUUCGGCAGGUUGUGACCCAACUGGCCAGUAAGGAUAAUGCUGCCAGCGCUUUGGAAGUAAUCAAAUCGGCCAUCAACGGACAACGUGGCUUCCAGGAUACAAUUUCGUACUGUAGCUCAUGCGGCGAGGAGAAGCCGGAUAAAAAAUGCUCCAAGUGCAAAGAGGUCCAAUAUUGUGAUCGAGAGUGCCAACGAUUGCAUUGGUUUAUGCACAAGAAGGUCUGUGCUCGGCCUUCAUCCACGGCCAGUACAAGUGGAACGAAAGAUGCCAAAAAAGACAUCGAUCCAACGGAGAUCAGUGAGCAAUUGCAGAAACUGGUUUCGAGCUAAGUAGUUUGGCGAUAGACACAAUGACAACUGGUAAUCAGGAGUAUGGGCAAAGAUACUAGACAUACACACAUACCUAUACUAAUAUUGUACUAAGGGAUGAGACGGAACUAAAAUGUACUAAUCGAUUUACAGUAAAUCUCUGUGUUUCGUAGUUUGUGUCAUUUGCUAUCUUUUGGACGUUAAUAAAUCGAAUGACCUGAAGCAA